AUGAAACGAUUUGGACUCCCGUUUUGCAACUUUCGAAAUUGCGAAGAAGUAGAUACUCAAUCAGAAUCAACAAACGCACCAGGUGUGGGUUCAGAGGUUACAAUCACAUCUACUAAUGAAAAGCGAAAACUUCCCAAACCAGGGGCAGGAAUAUUGCUAGAUCUCAGGGAGCAGAUACCCACGUAUUGGAAGGGCUGGAAGGAUUCAUGGGACUACCGCGUUAUCCCAUCAGUAGUAGAAACAUUUUUCAGCAACUUAUUACCGGCAUUAGCGUUUGCCCAAGACAUGUUCGAUCGAACAGAAAAUGCAUAUGGUGUUAAUGAAGUGCUUCUAUCCAGUGGAUUGGCUGGCAUUGUUUUUGGAGCUCUUUCAGGACAACCACUGUGCAUCGUUGGUGUUACAGGGCCAAUAUCAAUUUUCAAUUACACAGUUUACGAAAUUAUAAAGCCGUUAAAUACCAAUUUUUUUGGAUUUAUGUUUUGGGUUUGCAUAUGGUCAAUGAUUUUACACUUUCUUCUUGCUCUCAGUAACUUGGUUUGUUUGUUACAGUUUGUUACUUCAUUCCCCUGUGACAUCUUUGGGCUUUUCAUCAAUAUCAUUUAUAUUGAAAAGGGAAUUCAAAUUCUCAUAAGACAAUUCAAUCCCGAAAACCAACUGGAGGAUAUAUCUGCUGGUUUUGCAAGUAUUGUUGUGGCAUUAGUCAUGACCAUUUUUGGGCUCAUGUUCAAGAAUAUAACUCGUACUACCUUACUGAACUAUAAGUUGCGAACAUUCAUAUCGGAUUAUUCAACAGCUUUAUCUGUUCUCUUUUGGUCCUCGUUCAUUCAUUUUGGUGGCUAUUUAUCGGAUAUUGAUUUCCAGAGAUUGCCAAUAACUAGGUCAUUUUAUCCAACUUCAACAAAUCAUAGAGGCUCAUCCACAUGGUUGGCCUAUGCACAUAUUUCAACGAAGCAUAUCUUCAUUGCUUUACCGUUCGGUAUCAUUCUAACAAUUCUAUUCUAUUUUGAUCACAAUGUGUCCUCCUUGAUGGCGCAAAGGGCGGAAUAUAAGCUAAAAAAGCCAGCAUCUUUUCAUUAUGAUUUUGCCUUGCUUGGUGCUACUACUGGUAUCAGCGGCGUAUUGGGAAUCCCUGCUCCAAAUGGCUUAAUACCGCAAGCCCCACUCCAUACUGAAUCUCUCUUGGUUCGUGAUCCAGACGGGAAUGUCCUAAGGUGUGUUGAGCAACGUUUUACUAAUACUAUACAAGGAUUAAUGUGCAUAGCCACAAUGGCAAGACCUUUCCUUGUAUGCCUUGGCGAGAUUCCUCAAGCGGUUUUAUCGGGUCUUUUCUUCAUCAUGGGUAUACAAGGAUUAUUAGGCAAUGAAAUUAUAUCAAGAAUUAUGUGGCUUUUCACUGAGCAAAGAAGCAAAACAGCUGAUAAUGCGCUGUACUAUGUUUCCAACAAGUAUUUAAUAACUUUUCUCUGUUUCAGUUUGGCCGGUUUUGUAGGUGAAUUCGCAAUUACUAACACUGUUGCUGCCAUUGGAUUCCCGUUAAUAUUAUUACUAACUGUGAUUGCUUCUUUCUUGUUUCCGAAGUGUUUCCCAAAAAGACAAUUAAAUAUCUUAGAUACCAAGGUUGCCGAAGAGUUCACUUUAAAGAAUUUGUUACUGUUCAACACUGAUGAAGUUACAAGCAAAGACGAUACGUGA
This is a messenger RNA of Zygotorulaspora mrakii, 1692 nucleotides long. RefSeq names its product Bor1p (gene BOR1). Gene Ontology annotation, cellular component: plasma membrane; fungal-type vacuole. The transcript has a single exon. Gene Ontology annotation, molecular function: solute:inorganic anion antiporter activity; borate efflux transmembrane transporter activity. Gene Ontology annotation, biological process: monoatomic anion transport; borate transport; transmembrane transport. The record is from RefSeq and is a predicted model, not a curated record. The coding region runs from base 1 to 1692 and encodes 563 amino acids. Lineage: Eukaryota; Fungi; Ascomycota; Saccharomycetes; Saccharomycetales; Saccharomycetaceae.